CUGGGGAAUGACGUAAACUGGGAGUGGGGAAGGUCUACAAAAGGCCGUGCGAAAGGUGCAGUGCCAUCUCUCCUAGCACAAUGAAGAUUGCAGUUACCCUGGUCCUGUCCCUGUUGGUGGUUGUCCAUGGCGAGUACGCCAAGAGGCAGCUCACGGCGGUGCUGACAGCGGCUGAACCCCUCCUGUCCAAACUGCUUCUGGACAAACUGGGCGUUGACAAACUCAUCGGCAAUUUCGUCGGAAAUGUGGCUGCUUUCUUCAGCGGCAAGAGCGGCACUAUACCGCUUGAAGGAACACAGCUUGUGUUAAACUACAACAUACACAAGUGCCAUCUGCACAUUGGGAAGAGAUUCCUCAUCCAUCAUAUUGCUGAGGAACGUUGCGAGGCUCAAGUGUGCGAGAACGCGAUCACCAAAUCCUGUAAGUCCUGUACCGAGGGACACCAAGCUGACGCCCUCAAGUGUGCCCUGAAGGCCGAGGUCGCGGAGAUCACCAGACUCGCCCAGGCGGCUCAAGCGGCGCAGGGUUAACUCCCCUUGUUAAAGCAGGAAAGACUUUCCUCGUGUCGAUUGUCUUGGAAAAGUAAAUAAACACUUAAAUCAUA
Molecule: messenger RNA, 604 nt
Organism: Haliotis rufescens (red abalone)
Lineage: Eukaryota; Metazoa; Mollusca; Gastropoda; Lepetellida; Haliotidae
Exons: 4
Coding region: 81-530 (149 amino acids)
Source: RefSeq, a predicted model, not a curated record